CGUGCGCAGUGGAAGCAGGAAGUAGGACCAAAACAAAGGAGCGGCGGCCGGGAGCGGACCCACCUCUCCUUGUCUCGCUUCCGCGCACGCCCGGGCCCCGGCCGCCGACCCCGAGGCGGCGUCCCACCAUGUCUAACAUGGAGAAGCACCUGUUCAACCUGAAGUUCGCGGCCAAAGAAUUGAGCAGGAGUGCCAAGAAAUGCGAUAAGGAGGAAAAGGCCGAAAAGGCCAAAAUCAAAAAGGCCAUUCAGAAGGGCAACAUGGAAGUGGCCAGAAUACACGCCGAGAACGCCAUCCGCCAGAAGAACCAGGCGGUGAACUUCCUGCGCAUGAGUGCGCGCGUGGACGCGGUGGCCGCGCGGGUGCAGACGGCCGUGACCAUGGGCAAGGUGACCAAGUCGAUGGCCGGCGUGGUCAAGUCGAUGGACGCGACGCUCAAGACCAUGAACCUGGAGAAGAUCUCCGCGCUGAUGGACAAGUUCGAGCACCAGUUCGAGACGCUGGACGUGCAGACGCAGCAAAUGGAGGACACGAUGAGCAGCACGACGACGCUGACCACCCCCCAGAACCAGGUGGACCUGCUGCUCCAGGAGAUGGCCGACGAGGCGGGCCUCGACCUCAACAUGGAGCUGCCGCAGGGCCAGACCGGCUCGGUGGGCACCAGCGUGGCCUCGGCCGAGCAGGACGAGCUGUCGCAGAGACUGGCCCGCCUGCGCGACCAGGUGUGAGGGCCGCGGGGAGGCCGCGCGGGGAGGCCGGGGCAGAGGCCGCGAGGCCCGCGCGCCUCCGCCGCCGCGCCGCCGCCGCCGCCGUCGCCGCCCAGGCCCUGCCGCCGGGACGACGCUGUUUUAUCGCCGCCGUUUCGCGGAACUGGGGACCUGGUGUCGGUGACCCGGCCGCCCGGGGAAGCUCCGCGCGUUCGCUCGUUUCCACGGAGAAUGGCCGUUUGGGUGGUGGGCGUCGGACAGACAGUGCCUGGAGUGCAGGUGAUGCGAGGACCGACCGAGGGGUGAUUGCUUUGAUUACACAGCUGUAAACACACACGUAGGUAGACAGUGCUGUUUCUGUAGAGCCUUUUUUUUUCUUGUUUAUUUUUGAUUUUUGUCAUGAAAACAAGACUACAGUCGACGAUUUGUUCUCAUAACUUACACUAAAAUUACCUUGGGUUUUAAAUAAUACUCUUGCUGUUUACAUUCUAUAAAUUUUCAUGUGGUAAUGGAGUUUGUGCAACUGGAAAAAAAUGCCACAAAGUUUAACUUAUUAUUGGGAAAAAAUAAAUUUGUUCAUUUAUAUUUUCUAUUUACGAAGAGUUUUUAAAAGCACUUAGGUGCGAUGUUUGACAGUUUCUAGUUAUUUCACAACGUCAACACUUUAAUCAGACUUCUCCGUAAAGUGUGUUAAUUAGCAUGGUAGUCAUUUUACACACCUAACAUUGCCAAAGAACUCUUUGAUUGGUCUGGGAAAACCCUGGGACUGUAUGUUUGUAGGUUUCACUUUUAACAACCAAAAAUUAAAUAAAAUUAGUUCUAAUUAUUUUAAGUUCUAGUUACUUGCAUUUAUUAUUUUGUCUUAAGGUAACAAUUUUAGAAACCUUAAAAAUAUAAGUUGUGAUGUUUUACUUAGCAAUGCAAAUGAUGAGUGUGCAUCCGGCCGGCUAGAAGUCUGGGAAGGAGAAGAGCUAGGAUUGGAAGGAGCCUGGCUGCCAGCGGAGCUGCCAUUUCCCGGAACAGCAGUGUGUUUUCUGGCUGAAAAGCAAAGCAUGCAUUCUCCACUUGGCCAUAGACUCAAAACAGGGAGAAUUGCACCUUAUUUUGGUUGGCAAGUAAAUUAAUCUAAGUUAAGUACUUGUAAGUUUUUAAAAUUCUCCUUCCUUCACUGGAAGAUUUCUCUGUAAGAGAAUUCCAGUGUUUCUGAAAAUGAGCAUAGGGACUUUUCCAAGCUCUUUGAAAAAUUCAUCAAUAACUUGUUUUCUAGUGUGAAUGACUGUUGAAGGAGAAAAGAGGCAUAGGCAGAUGAGGACUGACCCUCAGUAAGUUUUUUGUAAUCUGUUUGACUGGAUGUUGUUCAGCAGUCUGCUGUAAGGGUCACCCGGCGAUGGCACAGCCUCUUCUCUCAGGCCUUCAGCAGGUCAGGUGUCCCCUCAUCACCUGGUUGUGCAGAGGCAGCCCAUGUGAGCACAGCACGUGUCUUAAACCUUCUUCGGACUGGAAAAAUUUAAUCCGAACUCAAAAAAUAGGUUAGUGUUGAAUUCCUUGGUAAAUUGAAGACACUUUUAUAGUGCAGAUAUUCCCAUUAAAAUAUAUUUUGUGAGAUUAAACAAUGCUUGUAUAUGCUUGAACUUUCUUAAAAUGUUCAUUUCAUACUAUAUAAAUGUACAUUUUUAUGAAUCAAAUAUUAUUUUCAAAAGCACUGCAGGCCCAUGAAUUAUUUCCUCACUUUUGGAGUUGAUGCAAUGAUAAGAUGUAAAUUACAGAAAUUUUGUUAAAUAAAUCGUUUUAAACUGCA
This is a messenger RNA of Sciurus carolinensis (gray squirrel), 2505 nucleotides long. It is a transcript of the gene Chmp1b, whose product is annotated as charged multivesicular body protein 1B. Gene Ontology annotation, biological process: late endosome to vacuole transport; protein transport; endosome transport via multivesicular body sorting pathway. Gene Ontology annotation, cellular component: multivesicular body; ESCRT III complex. NCBI's taxonomy places the organism in Eukaryota, Metazoa, Chordata, Mammalia, Rodentia, Sciuridae. The record is from RefSeq and is a predicted model, not a curated record. The coding region runs from base 129 to 728 and encodes 199 amino acids. The transcript has a single exon.